Prunus armeniaca (apricot) is the source of this 915-nucleotide messenger RNA. The record is from the annotation of a GenBank genome assembly. NCBI's taxonomy places the organism in Eukaryota, Viridiplantae, Streptophyta, Magnoliopsida, Rosales, Rosaceae.
AUGGCGGACGAAGAAGAAGCAGAGCUUAGCGAGAAGCAGAAGAAAGAAAUAGCAAAGUGGUUCCUUCUCAACUCUCCUCCAGGAGAAAUCCAAUUCGUUGCCAAAGAUGUGAAGGCGGUACUGAACGACGACGUUUUGUACGAGGAGGCUGCGUCAGAGGCAUUCCCACUGUAUAACAAAUCCCACUUGAUUUCCCUCGAAAUGCCCGGUCGAAUUGGAGACGUUAUAGUUACAUCAUUUGGACAGCUCAAUGAGACUGAGUUCAUUGAUCCCAGGACUGCUCAAGUUGCUGUAGUUGACCACAUCAAACAGGUUUGUACAGAGGUGAGACCUGCUCUGGAUGAGGAGCUUCCAUCAGCAUAUGUUGAGGAAUUUCGGUGUGCUCUCGAUGCAGAAAUGCUUAAAUAUGUUGAUGAAGCUUAUCCAAAGGGAAUUUGCUCAGUGUACUGUGGCAAUGGUAAAGAUGUAGAGGGCCCAGGAUCUGACUUUGAGCUUGUAGUGGUGAUUUCAGCUGCUAGACAUAGCCCACAAAAUUUCUGCAAUGGUAGUUGGCGCUCGAUAUGGAGCAUUGAGUUCAAAGAUGAAUUACAAAUGCUGGAAUUGAGCGGCAAGCUGCAGGUGGGUGCGCACUAUUUUGAGGAGGGAAAUGUGCAAUUAGAUGCAAAACAUGAAUGCAAAGAUACAACAAUUUUUCAGUCCUCGGAAGAUAGUGCAAUUGCCAUAGGCAACAUUAUUCGCCAACAUGAGACAGAGUACUUGUCAUCUCUCGAGGAAUCCUAUUCAAACUUGCCUGAUACCACUUUCAAGGAUCUUCGAAGAAAGCUUCCAGUUACCCGCACCUUAUUUCCAUGGCAAAAUACGUUGCAGUUCAGCUUGACAAGAGACAUUACAAAAGAACUUGGCAUCGGAAAGUGA